This is a messenger RNA of Microtus oregoni (creeping vole), 665 nucleotides long. It is a transcript of the gene Gng11, whose product is annotated as G protein subunit gamma 11. The coding region runs from base 158 to 379 and encodes 73 amino acids. Gene Ontology annotation, cellular component: heterotrimeric G-protein complex. The record is from RefSeq and is a predicted model, not a curated record. NCBI's taxonomy places the organism in Eukaryota, Metazoa, Chordata, Mammalia, Rodentia, Cricetidae. The transcript is spliced from 2 exons. Gene Ontology annotation, biological process: G protein-coupled receptor signaling pathway. Gene Ontology annotation, molecular function: G-protein beta-subunit binding.
GAGCAGAGGUUCCCCAGCCAGUCACGUCCUGCGAGGGGGUGGGGGGAUGGGGGACGGAUAGCCUGGGCCGGCGCAUAUUUGGGGACGCGUCCUGGUUCUAGGAGCUUCCAGUGGCUGCCUUGCACAAGUGACUCCUGGGCCCAGUUCUGAGGCAAAGAUGCCUGCCCUUCACAUUGAGGAUCUUCCGGAAAAGGAAAAGCUGAAGAUGGAGGUUGAGCAACUUCGCAAAGAAGUGAAGUUGCAGAGACAACAGGUGUCUAAAUGCUCUGAAGAAAUAAAGAACUAUAUUGAAGAACGUUCCGGAGAGGAUCCUCUCGUGAAGGGAAUCCCAGAAGACAAGAAUCCCUUCAAAGAAAAGGGCAGCUGUGUCAUUUCCUAACUCUGGGGAAACUCUAUUCUCACUCGCGGCAAGUUGUUCCUUUAUUUGUUUUAUUUUUCCCCGAAAUAAAAUCAAAGUGUAUUUUAAAGAAGAUAAAAAAUGUAAUUGAGAAGAAAACUGCUGCAGGACUCUCCAGGAAGUUUAUGUGCGACUGUGGUGUGUGCCUGCUUCUGACUCGUGCUCAGGAUACGCCCGUCUUCGGAGGGCAGUGGUGGGAUGAAGGCAUGACCCUACCCUUUCAGUGAGCUGCUUGCUGCCUCCAAUAAAGUUUGUCUUGGGAAAAUUA